CCAUCAAUUUCCUCAUCUUUACGCAAACGCUUUUACUGAUCAAAGCCUGUAAAAGGAUCUUUUCUUUGCGGAUCAUAGCCUUUUAAGCCUUGGGUACUUUCUAUAAUGGCUUUUUCUAGCAGCUUCUUUUAAUGGUUUUGUGGUAAUUAGCAACAAAAAUCUCUCUGCAGAUCUCUGUCUCCUCUUACGUUAUAUUCCUUUUCGACUUUCCCGUGGUCUGUUUCCUUUUUUCCCCCUGGAAUUUACCUUCUCUCUCUCUCUCUCGAAAAGAAGAGAGAGAAAUAGGAAUGGAUUCUGGUAAUAGUGGGAGUCUACAGUCAUCUAGUGGUGGUGAUGAAGAAUACGAUUCACGCGCCGCCUCUAUCUCAGCUUUCAUGAGUAACCCAACACCCCAUGUUGGCCCUAUUUCUGAAUCAUCACAGCCACUUCAGCCGCUGCCGCCACAAAACCCCAGUCACACAGCCAUGUUUGAUCCACUAUCAAAUUAUUUACAUCUUCAAAAUCCGAGCUUACUUUAUAAUCCAAACAUGAUCUUAUCCAAAACCCUAGGAUCUGAUCCAUCCACUAAUAUCACCAACCCUAUACUCUCCUCUUCUCCAUUUCUGGACACUUUCAGUAAUGUUCGAUCUCCUUUAGUUUCUGCAUCACCAGUACCAGCUUCUGUGUCAGGACCUUCUGAUAAUCAUAAUCUUAAUCAAGUUGUACGUAACCCAAAGAAAAGAUCGAGAGCUUCUAGGCGUGCACCAACUACUGUUUUGACUACAGAUACCACCAAUUUCAGAGCCAUGGUGCAGGAAUUCACGGGCAUCCCUGCGCCACCCUUCACUUCCUCACCCUACCAGAGAAGUAGGAUUGAACUUUUUGGUAAACCCACUGUGGCCGUCAGAUCUAGCUAUUUGGAUACUGCACAGCCGCCAUAUCUUCGCCGGCCGUUUCCUCAGAAAAUGCAACCACCACCAGCUCCUCCGCCGCUGCUGCCACCAUCAUUUCUUUCAUCUGCUUCAUCUUCUUUUCUGUACCCUCCUCAAAGUUCCAAUCUUUUCACUACACUCCUUCAUCCCACUAUGAAAUUUCCUCUUGCCAACUCGACCGCCAUGAUCGGCUCAAAAGCUCAAGAAUCAUUAGAAAUUCCUUCAAAUGAUUCACAUAUGAAAAUGGGGAGCUUGGAUGAAUAUGCAGUGAGUGCAAGAAAUGGUGAUCAAGUUCAAGUGAGUGGCAAUUACUACCACUUUCCGACAAAUUCUACGAAUGGAAAGAUGAAUUACUUGGCUAAUUCUCCUCCCAGCUUUCACGGCGAAAAGGGGCCGGAUAGUGUGGCGGCCACAAAGGGUGAAGGUACGGUGGAAUCAUGGAUAUGUUCUUCUUCAGACUAGAAAUGAUUAUACUAUAGAAAGUAUAAUCUUGUAAUUAUGAGGGUUAUGAUAAAAACAUUGAAAAUAUUUGAUUGAUUAGUGUAAUAUUGAUUAUCUUAUCCACAAUUCAGAUCAGACAGGUAGAUCACAUUGUACUAGUGCUUAAAUUAUGUGUAAAUUAUAGUCUUCAUUUUUUUUAA
This is a messenger RNA of Olea europaea var. sylvestris, 1552 nucleotides long. RefSeq lists its product as uncharacterized. The record is from RefSeq and is a predicted model, not a curated record. NCBI's taxonomy places the organism in Eukaryota, Viridiplantae, Streptophyta, Magnoliopsida, Lamiales, Oleaceae. Bases 288 to 1373 code for a protein of 361 amino acids. The transcript has a single exon.